GACGGGAAUUUAAAUAGUAGAAAGCUUUGUUCUUGACAAAUCAGGGAGGAAAAAUAUUACUAUAUUUGGUUCCCUGGGCGGGAGAGAACUAUUUAAAAGCACGUAAUUGCAAAAUUCUUGGAGAGUUGUAAACCAAUUUCAGUGAACUCUUCCCUUUUGGCGAUGAAUCUGCAUUAACAAUUAUAUUUAAAUGAGGGCACUGAAGGAAGGGCUCAAAUUUCAUGCCAAUGCCAUAAAAUCGGGUCUCACCCCAAAUAUUUUCACAGCCAACCAACUCAUUCACUUGUACUCAAAGCUAGGUUUUGUCGGAGAAGCUUGUAAACUGUUCGAUGAAAUGCCCGAACGAAAUGUGUACACUUGGAAUGCCAUUAUAAACGCUCAUAUCAAAUCCCAAAACUUCACUGCUGCACAAUUCUUCUUUGAUUCUGCUCCAUGUAAAGAUUCGGUCACCUACAAUUCGUUGAUAAGUGGGUAUGCAAACUCGGAGGGACAUGAAAAUAUGGCUCUGAAUUUGUUUGUUCAAAUGCAAUACGAGAGUGAGAGUGUUAAGGUGGACGAGUUUACACUAACUACACUGCUUAAUUUGGUAGCUAAGUUAAGGGUUUUAUGUUAUGGGAGGCAGUUACAUUCAUAUAUGGUGAAGACUAAUAAUGAUUCUAGUAGGUUUGCAGUUACUUCUUUGAUAGAUAUGUACUCUAAAUCUGGAUGUUAUGAGGAUGCGUGGAGUGUGUUUAAUGGUAGCGGUGGUCAAGGGGUGACAGAUGUAGUCGUGAAGAAUGCAAUUCUGGCAGCUUGUUGCAGAAAAGGUGAGUUGGAAUUGGCUCAGGAAAUAUUUUCGACUCAGCUGGAGUUGAAUGAUAAUGUAUCUUGGAACACGAUGAUCUCGGGAUAUGUUCAGAAUGGGUGUGAGGACGAGUCGAUAGAGCUGUUUAAGUGCAUGGCAGAUGAGGGUUUUAACUGGGAUGUCCACACAUUUGCUACUGUCUUGAAUGCAUGUUCUACUUUGAAGAGUUUGAAGCUUGGGAAAGAAAUUCAUGCUUGGGUUCUGAAAGAAGGGAUGUUGGCUAGUCCCUUUAUAGCCAGUGGCAUUGUAGAUGUUUAUUGCAAGUGUGGUAAUAUGGGGUACGCUGAGUCUGUUCACAAGACAUUUGGAACGAGAAAUUCGUUCUCAAUUACUUCGAUGAUUGUUGGAUACUCGACAAGGGGUAGCAUGCUAGAAGCCAGAAGGCUUUUCGACUCAUUGGCAGAGAAAAAUAUUGUCGUUUGGACAGCCAUGUUUUCUGGGUACGUGAAAUCACAGCAAUACGAGGAUGUUUUUCAUCUUUUCCGAGAGUUUCAAAACAAGGAAAGAACAGUUGCAGACGCUUUGAUCGUUGUCAGCCUGCUUAGUGCCUGUGCAACACAAGCCUCUAUAGAUCUUGGUAAGCAAAUUCAUGCACACACAUUGAGAAUGAGAAUCAAAACUGAUGAGAAAACUGUUGGUGCCUUGGUUGAUAUGUAUUCAAAAUGUGGGAAUAUAAGCUAUGCAGAGAGUACUUUCCAAAGAGCUAGAGCAAAAGAUUUAGUAGUUUACAAUGUAAUGAUAGCCGGUUAUGCUCACCAUGGAUAUGAAUAUGAAGCUAUCAAGCUUUUUCAGGAAAUGAAACAAACAGGCCUUCAACCCGAUGCUGUAACUUUUGUUGCAAUUCUAUCAGCUUGUCGGCAUUGUGGUUUAGUAGAAGAAGGUGAGAUGUAUUUUUCGUCAAUGACAGAAGAUUAUGCAAUAACUCCUGAAACCGACCACUACGCAUGUAUGUUAGACUUGUAUGGAAGGUCGAAUCAACUCGAAAAGGCAGUAGCCUUUUUCGACAAGAUGCCUAUUGAGCCGGAUACCAUAAUAUUGGGCACGUUUAUGAAUGCUUGCAAAAUGAAUCGAAAUCUUGAACUCGCAAGAAUGGCGGAGAACAAGCUAUUGGAAGUCGAAGGGGAUAAUGGAGCAAGGUAUGUGCAGUUGGCUAAUGUGUAUGCGUCUGAGGGGAAGUGGGACGAGAUGAGGAGGGUGAUGAAGAGGAUGAGAAGGAAGGCAGCGAAGAAGCUCACGGGACGUAGUUGGGUACACGUUGGGAAUGAUGUUCAUGUUUUUAAGUCCGGUGACCGAUCUCACUCUGAAGCCGAGGCUAUAUAUUUCACUCUAGAAUGCUUGAUUCAAGAACUGUGUGAUGUACUUGCAUUUGAUAAUUUGAUAUAAGAAUCUCGUGCAUGGACUAACCGUCAAAUGUGCUAGUGCUAUUCAUAUUGAUAC
Olea europaea var. sylvestris is the source of this 2281-nucleotide messenger RNA. Its product is annotated as putative pentatricopeptide repeat-containing protein At3g18840. NCBI's taxonomy places the organism in Eukaryota, Viridiplantae, Streptophyta, Magnoliopsida, Lamiales, Oleaceae. The transcript has a single exon. The record is from RefSeq and is a predicted model, not a curated record. Gene Ontology annotation, molecular function: RNA binding; protein binding. Bases 191 to 2227 code for a protein of 678 amino acids. Gene Ontology annotation, biological process: RNA modification.